Messenger RNA from Rhipicephalus sanguineus (brown dog tick), 10770 nucleotides. RefSeq names its product ribonuclease ZC3H12A. Gene Ontology annotation, molecular function: metal ion binding; RNA endonuclease activity; mRNA binding. The coding region runs from base 165 to 2483 and encodes 772 amino acids. NCBI's taxonomy places the organism in Eukaryota, Metazoa, Arthropoda, Arachnida, Ixodida, Ixodidae. The record is from RefSeq and is a predicted model, not a curated record. The transcript has 9 exons. Gene Ontology annotation, cellular component: cytoplasmic ribonucleoprotein granule; nucleus.
CGCCUUCUCGCGUUGCCAACAUGGCGUCGUCGCAGCGACGAAGGUCCGGUGGCAGGCAGCCCGUCGUUGACGGCUCGGCCCUACUGGCGAAGCGGUGUGCGCCUGAAAGAGCGGUGUGGCGGUGAAUCGCCGCGACGAAUGCGUCGUCGCGCACCACCGUCGUCAUGGAGUGCAGCGCCGACGUGGUUCUGCAAGUGCGCGACAUGGACGCGCUGCACGGCUGCCUCGAGCGCAUCCGGUCUCUCUUCAACGUGCGUCCGGAGAUCGUGAGCGUGGACGAUGUGCUGUGCUGCGCGCCUGAGUCGGGCCUCGCCACGGGAUACCCGCCGCCCGGCGGCCGCAGCGUGCGGCUCAAGCUCUGGGCGGAUACGGCGAGCAAGCCGUCGGCGCUCAAGGCUUCCAAGGAGCUGCUGGCGACGGCGUGCGAGUCCGUGUCGGCGGCCGACGCCUUGUCAGCUCUACGCUGCGGCGCCUUCUCGUCUUCGGGCUCGGUAGAGUCCGGAGGAGGGGGCCGACCGGACUCGGUGCGCCGGCGCCGGACCCUGGAGUCCGAGGACUCCAGCUACGACUCAGACACCGAGAACCCCGGGGACACAACGUCGUCUACGCGGCAGCACGAGGACGUCUCCCGGACCGUAUCCGACACGCUAGGCGCAGAGUUCGCCGAAUACGUGACGGCAGGACCCCAGUACGCCAGCAGGCUCGAGUUCGCCGUCAAGCUGGGAUACACCGAGCAACAGGUGCAGCAGGCCCUUCGUCGGCUGGGCCCUCAGCCGGGCCAGAACGAGCUGUUGGCCGAGCUGGUGCGGCUGGGCGCUCGGGAACAGCCUGGCGACACGGCGGCAGCCCGAGCCGACGCGUCCGCGUCGCAGGCCGAGGACCCGCUCAGGCCGAUCGUCAUCGACGGAAGCAACGUCGCCAUGAGUCAUGGAAACAAGGAAGUGUUCUCAUGCCGAGGCAUCAAGUUGGCAGUGGACUGGUUCCGAGACAGGGGCCACACCAACAUCAGCGUCUUCGUCCCGAGUUGGCGAAAGGAAGCCUCACGUGCGGAGACUCCUAUUAAGGACCAAGAGAUCCUGCUGCAACUCGAGAAGGAGCGAUUGCUGUUCUUCACACCCUCGCGCAACGUGGGUGGCAAGCGUAUGGUGUGCUACGAGGACCGCUACAUUCUCAAGAUGGCUGCACAGACGGGUGGUGUGGUCGUGUCCAACGACAACUAUCGGGACCUGGUGGCCGAGAGCCUAGACUUCAAACGUGUUGUUGAAGAGCGCCUGCUUAUGUACACAUUUGUCAACGACAGGUUCAUGCCCCCUGACGACCCCCUGGGGCGGCAUGGGCCCUCCCUGGAUGCCUUCCUGCGCAAGAGUGGCACCCUGGCUCCCGAAGGACCCCCGAGCUGUCCGUACGGCAAGAAGUGCACGUAUGGCAACAAGUGCAAGUACUACCACCCCGAGCGGGGGAACCUGCCCCAGAAGUCGGUCACUGAGCGGCUUGCCGAGCAGGCCCGCCUGCAGCUGCAGGAAGUCAAGGCUCGCGGUGCCAUCAAGAGCCGCGACUCCUCCCCCGGUGGUGAGCUGCUGAAGACGAAAAGCCUGCCGCCUGGAACGAGUGAAACGAUGCUGCCCAAGAAGAAAGUGCCACUCUCGCGGACAAAGUCGUCAGUGCCGUCUCUGUUGGGUGCUGACCUGUUGGAGGCUGACGGUGGAGGCCACUUGUCCGUGGCUAAGCGGCUCUCUGAUCCGGACUCGGGACUCGGAGCGUUCUCGCUGCCCAAAGGCAGUCCCGUACUGUCGCCUGGCGGUGCGAGCAGCGCUGAGGACACUCUGGGCAGUGGAAACCUCCACCGCAAGCUCCAGCGGCAGCUGACGCUCAACCCAGCGUUUGACCCGCGGCUGUACCAGAUGCGAGCCGCAGUGUCGUCGGGCCUCGUUCCGCCACCUGCGGUGAGCCUGGCGGACGCUGUGCACGGCCGCGCUGGAAGCCACGAGAACCUCCAGCAUCGAGCCCUCGGACGGCUGGCAAGCGACUCCGGCUUGGUCGCCGUGGCUGGCGGAGGGUGGGGCUCUCUGCCAGGGGCACACACCGAGGUGACGCGCAUUGCCAGUGCCCCGGACACGACACGGCAGCAACGGUCACAACAAGGGGCCGGCAUUCAGCGCCUCAGUAGCACAUCCGACACCAGGUUGGACGCAUUCCCGCUGGCGGGUGCGGCCACACCGCUGCCCCCUGGUCCCCCAUUCCCAUCUUUCUCGGCCCUGACUGGCACCGGUGGCUGGGGGGCCCUGCCGAUGGGCAGGCCACCCCCGCCGCUUGAAGUGGGUGCACUGCCGCCAGACACGGCCAGCCCCCGUUAUCGCCUCUACUACCACCUGUCGUCCAUCUUUCCUGAGGAGCAGGUGCGUGCCGCCAUGGACCUUUGCCCUGAGGAGACCAACCCGCAGAAGGUGUGCGCCGCCAUCCUCGCCAUGUUCCCCAAGGGUUAACCACUCCUUGGCAGAUGGAUAGUAUUGCCAUUUUUGUUUCUUGCCAGGGCACGGUGUUGCAGAGUUGGGUGGAUUGUGCAUUGCUGCAGUCUUGUUUCUCUGCCACCACAGUUCCUCAGUCCUGGGAGCACUUCCUAAUCGGGAGGACGAAACGCUCCACUCGAAUGUUGCGGUGGCAAUGGUUGUUGUGUGCGGUGCCUCUCAGAGAAUGCCGCAAAUGUAAGUGAGUGUGCGUGUACAGCUGUCCCCCGACGACCUCCAAGCCCAAGUUCUGGUUGGCAUCUGUUCUAGAAGACCACUGCAGGAAAUUUCAAUGUUCCUGUCAGUGAGCCUGCAAGUGUCUACAACCUAUUUCAUGGGUGUGAGGAUAUCUCCCCUGGGGCAGCUCAAAGGAAGCUUCCCUGUUUAGCCCAUUGUACGUGAUGCUCUCAGGUAUGUUUGCAUAGGAAGGGUUUAUUCACAUUUUUCUCUUCGAAAAGUCUGCGCUUGCAUUGUGUUGAUCUGCAGCGCACUGUCAGCACAGUCCCUGUCAUUUCCUGCACUCGUUCAGACCGAGGCUGUUACCAUUAAUGUGAGGCCCAGUCGUGACAAAGGUGUGCAGAGAUUUGUUAAUAGCAAGGUGUAGUGAACAAUACUGUCUGAGCCAUAUUAUUUAUUAAGUAGUGCACGAGCUACGUUUGCUGUUGGGCUUGACUCUAAUGAAUCAAACGGCGCAAGUAAACGACCAGGACCCAGAAUGGGAACACACAAGAGCAUUGUUGUGUGUUCCCGUUCUGUGUCCUGGGAUGCAAUCGCAGAAUGAUGCCUUUUCCGAUGCCAAUGCUUUUCAUGCUUUUCGCGCUUGCCAGUGGUCAGAGCAAUGGUUCGUCCGCGUUAUCAACGGGAUCAGCUAGCCGCGAGUGGUGGAUGAUAAGAAUAGCAUAGAAUAAAGCAUAAGCUCCACAAUAGCAUGCCUGGUCGCUUAAGUGCGCUGUUUGAUUCAUAAUGCUAUACCAACAAGCCCAAAUUCUCAAUAUUGUAAACUUGACCAUUAGCUGUGACAUGUUGAGUCAUUGAUAGACGCAGCCUAACUACACUCGGCAGCGUGCAUUCACACCCUCACUGGCAGCACACCGACGGUACUGUUGGCCACAUACUUGAGCACUGCUCUCAAAGACGUCUUGUUUGCUCGCCAUAUCACACUGCAGCUUGGUGCACGUUUGUCCAACAAAAAGGCACCAUACUUGCAGUUGAUUAACCCUGCAAAUCAGGUUUGCAUUCGCAACCUGAUCUCUACGGCCUUGGCCGUCAUUGUUGUCUACAUUCCUCCUCACCUGUGCACAGGGGGCAACACAGCCCAUUGAAUCAGACACAGCUUCAAAAUUGAUGCCAUGUUCUGUGGUGCAAUGCCAAAUCUGAUGUGGCAUUCCAACAUAUGACAUGUUCUCGGUGCCUAGUGAGCUUGGAAACAAUCUUGUUGAUGUGUGAACACUCCUUAAUGAUACCUAGGCACAGCAAGCUCUGAAGCCUAUGCGUUUGUGGCCACAAAUGCAGUCACUUCGCUGUACAUUGGGUGGAUAGAGAGGACUUGAUUGAGCCUUUUGUGGACAAAAUGUCUUUUGUGGAGGAGUGACAUCUUCAGUGGCUGUGCCAUGUUUUCUUGUCAUUAGCUGAGCAGUAGGUGUUGGGACAUCAUGCUAACAGUUGCCAUAUGUGAUCUUCCGGGGGUGGGCAAAACACUCAUAGGCGUCUCGUGAAAUCAAAGUGGACUGUUGCCAAAAAAAUCUCCAGGGGCAUGCAAACUUUUGCAAAGGUUUGCUUUUUUUUUUUUGCUAGGAGGGAACAUUUCUCAGUGGUUUGUUUUCUGCUUGCAAGUUCUUGUGCCAUCUUUCUGAUACGUUGCCUCAUGAACAGAACUGCAAGUUGAAAGUUAGCUUCUUUUCCAUGUUGGCGGGUUUUGGCCUGGCUUUUCUCUCACCUUCACUUUGGAGGACCAGUACAUAACAAUGGAUGUUGCAUUGCUACUGCCACAGUAAUGCGUCGGAGACGAGUUUUUCAAAGUUGACAUACACAUACAAACAGCGUCGCUAUUUUUUUCCUUUCUCUUUCUUACGGCAGGCCUUCCAUGGUCAUUUUUACAUUUGUACGUCGUGUCUCUCGUGUCAGAUGUGCAAUGCGUUUUGCUGUCGGCACAUCUUGCAAUUUUUUAUGGCAAGUGUUUCCAUUCUCUCUGAUGCCCCAGAUUAACAUUCUGAUGCAAGAGUUCUGCUAACAUGCAACUUUGGCUGUGUGCAAGAAUUAAUGGGAAUCUCUUACGAGUCUGCUGUAAUGCUGCAUAUAGGUGCUUUCCUUGAAUGCAGCCGACAAAGCGGCUAGACAAAGUGGUUCAUUCACAAGGGCUGAAACAUCCGAGAGGGCAGUUUGUUACAAAAUGCUGGGGCCCUUGUCUUCAGGCACAGGCAGCGCAUUGAUGAGUCUUGUAUGUCCUGGCUGAGAAGAGGCAGGCCACGGGUUUCAAAUCCUGCCACCGCUGGCUACCAAUCGGUAGAAGUGGGUGCGAGCAUGCCUUGGUUUAGCACCGAGCUGUUCUUUGGGGUACCAACCGCUCGAGGACGCACCGCUUCCCCAGUCGAAACAGUGUGAAAAGCUGACUUGGGCAAAGGGUAUAGCAGGGUUUUUAUGCUUAAUUUUUAGUAAGAUGAGGUAUUGGGUGGGUUGUGUAACGGGUGAACUAACUGAACAGAACGGUUGUCGAGGGAGUACAGCGGGGAAAUAUGUUGUGUGAUGAGUGUGGGAAAGCUGCAUCUCGAGGCUUGGUCAUGUCUCACAUCCAGCAGCGCACAGGACGAAACACAGAGAGGGUGAAGUAAAGCCCCUGAAACUUUGUACGCUUUGGCACUCCUCUCCGAGGCAGAGUUUGUUUUUGCUCUCGUUUGCCAUUGGUGCUCCAGAUAUCUCUGGGUGCUGGCGCAUGUAUCAUGUGUAGGCAUCGUUGCUGCUCCAUGCGUGUUGUCUUGCAACAUUGUUUACAAGAUUGGCAUCACUUUUCAUCGCCAUGAGUGGGUGCUGCACUUUCGGAGGCCGAAACAGAUUUCACAAUAGCAAAAAGCUCCUCGUGACACCAUGCUGUAGGCACAACAAGUUACAAGGAAAGACAUUGGAAUGGAGAAAUUCAGGCCGAUAUCUUUGACUCGAGUUAAUUAAGUUAUGAGUUUGUUAAUGCUUGUUGGUGGGCUAGUUUGUUCUCAAGCAUUGUAAUGAAAGACAGGGACGGAAAGGGUCACACACAGGAGCGCUCAUGUGUGUGCCCCUUUUCGUCCUCCUGCGCGGUUACAAAGUUAUGAGUAUCUCAGCGUAGUACAUUUCACGGUUUGCACAAUUUGCUGCGUGCUAUAACAUUGUAAACAGGUUAAAUUUCACUGAGCACGUCAGUGUUUCUCUUGGCCGCUCUAGGCCAGCUUCCACGGGAUCUUUACUUUGUAUCACUGUCUGCUUUUUGUGUGCUUAACACAUAGAGUUUCAUACUAUAUAACCUAGAGGGUAAUCUGGUGACAGCCAGAUACGUCCCACUUUUCCGUCUGCAGAAAAAAUGUUCUCCCACAUCACCCAUUGAAAUUAAAGCAACGUUAAGUCUUACCAGAGUCUUUGUAACUUUCGAGGAAAAUUCUUUUACCACGCUUUCGAAGGACGAAAGUAGUGUUACAAUGGUGUUGAAUUUCUAUCAAUCUUUUAUGAUAGGUUUUGAAUUUUCCUCUUCUUCAGAUAAAAAGAACCUACCAAUCUAAAUGUCGGAUAAUUUCCUCUUUUUCUGGUUUUUCAGAGGCGAUUUUAGCUCCCAGUCAGCACGUGUUUUUGUAAAUUUGCGCAAUAACUUGACCGAUAAAUGCAUCAAAACGCAGUCCCCUGCGAAAUUGCCACGCUCAGCGUAAUUGCGGAUAUUAGUGCUUGGAAAUAUUUUUGUUGAUAUCAUAUACCUCUCACAGCCAAAGCAAAGGCAGGCAAAUGGACAAAAUAAAAUGGUUGGUGCAUGUGGUGAAGUAAGCUUUACAGGAACAGACCACGGGGCUAUCAAGGCUCGCAAGAGGCGCAGGUGUUGUUCUACUGCUGGAAAUGAAGUCCGCACAAUGGCCGAAGCAAGCAGUACAGAGUACCACUUGCUUCGGCCGUUUCAUCCCAAAUACCCAUUGAUGAAAUUGCGAGAUGGUGCCUUCGUGAGUCAGUGGGACCAUGUUCUCCCACUUUUUGAAAACACUCUCACGAGUCAGUGGGACACAUAUGUCCCACUUUUUUUCAAUAAACUACUCGCUUGAUUUUGAUGAAAUUUGCUGUAUACUAUUUCUUUGCAGUUUUUAUCAGUAUACCACAGCCGGUUUUUAUAUCAUCGUUUCAAAAAUAUAGGCAAACCUACAAAGGGUUUCGUACCGCGCGCAGCAGGUGCAUCCUCCUGCAAUACCUACGGUGUUCUCUGGUGUGGGUGCGUGUUGGGGUGUCUUUGUUGUUGAAAGUGGCUGGAACGCACUAGGUUUGCUGCGACUUUGUGGCUUUACAGGUUGCAUUUGACAGUUUUAGCAAAGCGUCGUUCACUCACCGGUACGCACUGAUGUAGUGUCCCAAAAUCUACGCAGUUCCCUGCAUAGAUUACUUUUAUAUAUAUAUAAUUGCGCCUUGCCAAGGCGCCGUCAACUUGGCUGCCAAACGACAACGAAACAAAGUGGACGCACCGCCAUGCUCCGCCAGCGUGAGUGUGAGCCAUGCGUAUACAAGGAUCAACUCCGCUGAAUCUGCUUUACAGUGGAGGGAGAGAUGCGUUGUACGUACCGCUGCUCUCACAAUCGUUCAGCACACGGGCAGACGCACCUGGCGUCUCAGCAAAAAUAUGUUUAGUGUUUCUCGCUCAAUACAGUAUUUCUAAUUUCCAUUAAUAAAUUUGUACUUUCGAGAGAAAAACACACAUGUUUGUUCUCACUGUUGUUAAAAAAAUAAUUCGUGAUUGGUAAUGCGAAAUCUGGAAUGCAAUUGCAAAGCAAUGCAUAAUACCCUGGUGGAAAUUUGUAUCGGUUUCGCUUUAAUCUCACGGUCACGUAAACUUGCUCCAAUGAAUUUUACAUACGGAAGAAUUAAGUUAGCCAAGCUUUAAUUUCAUAUCAUUUUGUUUAAAGCUCAGUAAACCAGCGUUGCGAACCUGAAGAAUGAAAUCCAUCCGAAGCAGACCUGAGGCGUGUACUUCCCAUCAUUCCCAUGGUGGUUGAAGCGCCGCUCAAGGAGCCCGCGUAGACGCUAGCACCGAUGCCCCUCUAGGUAGUAUAGUAUGGAACUCUAUGGCUUAAUGUUAUACAUGCCAAAUGGCUCAAAGUCGUGGUUAUACUUUGUGUGCCCAACAUUAUAAACGCCGACUUACUAAUUUACGGGCAGGCAUGGGCAGGUCCGAGAAUCGGUUUAUGGUACUUUAGAAACUCAGCCCAAUUUUUGUUUUUUUAUGACAAAACAUGGGGCUCAGGUGUGAAAUCUCACCCCAGGAUUGCACAUUUGUGCCUCUUUUUACAGCUAAUUGGGCUUUUUGGCUCUUUAUCCCUGACGGUGCAAUUGGGAGAGAAAAGUAGAUUACGUACCUUUGCAUAAGGUGUGAGCCCGACCGAGAUACGUGGCGGAAUCGUUGCCAGACAAUGGCACAAGCCUUGGACGUACGAUUUCGCACCGCACACUGCUGUUGACGUUGAUGCGUUAAAACAAUAAUAGUGCCCACCAUCUGUGCGUGUCUGCAUGUUUGGUACAAACAUUGGCAUGUAAGCAGUACUGAAGCUGUAACACCCUUCCGAAUUUUUGGCGCAGCUGCCACUCGUGCUUCCUGCCAGCCUUCGUGAGUCAUAACUGAUAUACCCUGCAAAUUCACCUGGCAAGAUCGACGAGGAUUAUCUAGGUUCCAGAGGGUUUGCCGUAUACCAUGAUGUAAACGUUCAGUCUUGAAUGUAUAAUUUACAACGAUUCGCAACAGGACCUGGUGAUACGGACUCUUCACAAAAGUUGCGCACUGAAUUGUAGCGUGCACAGUACCUUUGGACAUGUCAUGGGCCACCGUUACGCCAGUUGAGACACUUUCAUUGCAGCAGAAUAGCUGUCAAAACAGUAGAAAAGUGCAGUUAAUAUACGGAGAAAUUUUGUGCCGUGAAUGAGAUGCUAGAAUGCAAGUGUGAAUUGUAGUGCGCGCUCUGCGAAAUGUCUGCUGUGCUGGUAAUGCUCGACGUCCCCACGUGGGAGGCCUAGGCCAAGGAACUUAAAUUGCUGGUUGAUAAUAAAGUUUAUUCCUCCCUCCCUGGUAAUGCUGGCGCAGUGCUGGUAGUGCCACAGUCGUAGAGGGAGAACAGGGUGUCGCUACUGGACCAAGUUUUAGGGGCUUCAGGAUGAAACGACCUCGCAUUGCGGCCACUGCUGCCAUUUUUCAUGCCACAUUCUGAGCAUGCCUAUUGACUAGUGCGUAGAAGAGUGAAGCAGCAUACUUUGUGACAUCACUGCCAGGGUUGACAGUAAGCUUGCCUUGAACACCAGAGUGUUUGCACCUAAUACGCUGCAGCGUUUGAUGUGAUAUCUGCAGAUGCUGAGCUGACCGAAGAGAUAAGGAUUUGAAAGACCUUUUUUUUUUUUAGAAUGCACCAAUGAAGCGAGUGUUGUGUACAGCUGCUGGGCCUUGGCGUUCAGAGCACCCUUGUGAUGAGAUUACUUCGCAAUCCACUCCAUCCCAACUGCAAAAAUAAUAAUAAUCGAGGGUCGUGUACAGCACAGCAGCCCUCCUCUAUCUAGAGUGCGGCUCUGCAGUUUUUUGCACUGUGUCUUGGGCUGAACAAAGCAUUGUGUGAAUGUGUGCGAGUUUGUACAUUUAUAUGCUUACACUGCGUCACAAAAGAAUACUAUGAGAUAGGAAUUACCAAUGUUUGUUAUUGUGUAUACAAGUGUUGUCUUUGGUGGUUGCACAUUUUUUUAGAAGCAAGUGGCUGUUCUCAACAUGCUUGUCGAGUAUGAACAUUGUAAGAUGAGGAUUUCAGACAUUCCUUGGACGAGCACGAGUUGCAUUCCCAAGUCUGUUGACAGGUUUUGUUGAAACAGUUGCAUUAGCUGGCAUGAUACAAAAAAAUCUUUGUACACUGGGCAAAAGUAAGCAAGAAAAUAUGAAGCGCUCCUUUAUGUGUACAGCUUGAACCAUGUUGGCAUUGCCACAUAGUUGAAUUACAAAUUUGUGCCUACAUAGUUUGGAACAGAUGGGCGUGCCAUGUGCAUGUACAGAUAGCAAGAAUUGUGGCAAAGCAGCACCAUAGGGAUGUCACUUUGCCAUAGCCUUGUGUUUUUUGUGGACUAAAUGAUAAUUUCCCCUGCGUGAUCACCUGUGCCAGACAUGCUUUUGUCAUUUAAUUUAACAGUCAGAUGUGAUGAAUGUGCUAACAGGCUUGUUCUGCAACAAGGUCAAAAACAUGCCUCUUACUUUAUGCCAACAGUUUGUGUGCCAUGUUAUCAGUGUUACACAUGGGUUGGUGUUGUUCAUUCCUUCUGUUAGCCUCCCAUCCGUUCUGCACUGUCCUCCUUGACAUAGUGGCUGCACUACCAAUGGUUGUGUGCAGCUAAGCCCAUGACUCAGCAUUAUUUUGCAUAUCAUUCUGUUGAUACCCGUGAUGGCUGGUAAUUACUCUAGUUUCGGUAGCUUUCUCUCAGUUCAGGAAGAAAGCUGUUAAUUUUCUACAGUUUUGGCGUGAGCAGUCCCGUGAAAAAAACAGGAGAUGGCACUUCCGAUGUGAAGAAGAUUAUGGAUUGCCUUUCUCAAGUGCUGCGAAUCUAUCCUCUGACCUGCACCAUGAAAUGGUUUUGAUGAUACAACAGGCUUUUCAAUUAGGACAUUUUGCAGCAAGGGCUGGAUGAUCUGCUUUUUUCUUACCAUGAUUCUUAUUAUUUCUCUUAAGUGCUAUUUAUUACACCUCGAUGAAGCGAUCCAAGCCAUUUUGUAAUCCAAGGGAUUGUGUGUAGACAGCCUGUGAAGAAAAUUUGUGCCAGCCCUCUUAGUUGUUUUAUCUGGGAGGUUUGAACCUCUGAAGAAAGAAAAUGUUUGCAUUGACUACGAAGGCUAUUCUUUUUUUCAAGGUCCGAUCAGUUGCUAAAUAAAAACCAGAGUGAAAAUUAAAACUGCUUUACCUGGACAUACCAGCUACUUCUCUACAUAGUUGCUGUUUCAGCGUGGCACCCGCUUUCCUGUACCCUCCUUUCAGAAGGUCUCUGCUUUCAACCAGUUCUGCAGCUUGCUGUCCUCCCAGCACGUGAGCAAAGAGAU